This is a messenger RNA of Acanthopagrus latus (yellowfin seabream), 3636 nucleotides long. RefSeq names its product sorting nexin 8a (gene snx8a). The transcript is spliced from 14 exons. The coding region runs from base 230 to 1780 and encodes 516 amino acids. The record is from RefSeq and is a predicted model, not a curated record. Gene Ontology annotation, molecular function: phosphatidylinositol binding. NCBI's taxonomy places the organism in Eukaryota, Metazoa, Chordata, Actinopteri, Spariformes, Sparidae. Gene Ontology annotation, biological process: retrograde transport, endosome to Golgi.
AAAACAUGUGCCUGAGUAUUCGGUGAAAUCCAGACCUCAUGAUCAGGGCGGCCGAACUAGGGGAAAAAAAAUAAAAUAAAAACACUAGCGUUUCUUUUCCUCUCGACACCUUUAAAAGAUUUCAAAGUUUGUGUCACUUCAGGUAAUGACAGUCGCUUUGCUCGCAGGGCGUCUGAGGUGUCAGGAAAUCACAUGGAGGUGCUCUUGCGCUCACAUGACAGUCUGAACCAUGGCUGGAGAGAUCAAUGAAGGCUCAGUUCCUGCCUAUUACAGGGAAGUGUAUGAGGCCAUCCGCUGUAGGACAGAUGAGAGGGUGCAGGUCGAAGUGUUUCAGCGGUUGCUCCAACGGACCGAUCUCUCCAAGGCGGUUUUAGGCCAGAUCGCUGAGCAUGUUGACUCCACAGAUGGAUUCCUGAGCAAGUUGUCCCUCUACAAAGCGCUCGCCCUGAUCGCUCUCGCUCAGCAAGGGAAGGAGCCCAGCCCCAAGCUCUUGGAGAACUGCAUACAGGAGUUUCCAAAACCUCAGCUCGGGGAGCCGAGGGACUUGAGUGCGCUGAGGAUGCAGCCGGCUCAAGAGGACGUACUGACGGUGUCCCAGACGCUGGACAAACUGCUGGCCCAGGACACAGUCCAGGUGGAGCUCAUACCCGAGAAGAAGGGCCUGUUCCUCAAACAUGUGGAGUACCAGGUCACCAGCCAGCGGUAUAAAAUAUCCGUUUACCGACGCUACAGCGAUUUUGAUGUCUUCCACGAGGUUCUGAUCCAGAGAUUUGCCUACAGAAUGGUGCCGGCACUGCCACCUAAAAGAAUGUUAAAAGGAGUCCUGACCAACGUCUCCGAGCGCGAGUUCAUCGAGGGCAGGCGACGCGCCCUCGGCAGAUUCAUCAACCUGGUGGCGCGGCAUCCCUUCUUCUCAGAGGACGAGCUGGUCAAGACCUUCCUCACCUUCAGCGGCUCCGAUGUUCAGACUAAGCUGCGUGACACUUACAAGAAAACGGGGGAUGAGUUCAUGACCAACAGAAUUGCAACCCUGGCAAAGGAAUAUCUCCCCGCCGACAUCCAGGCUCAGUUCUCAGCAAGCAGAGAGCUGAUUAGAAAUAUUCACAACAGCUUCCAAAAGCUGCGGGACAGAGCCGAGAAAAUGGCGGAGCGCUCGAAGGAGAACGCAACUGAUCUCCUCAUGUUUGGCAAAGAGCUCAGCACGCUGGGCUCAGAUGCUUCGUCUCUUCCCUCCUUGGCCUCCUCACAAAGUACCUGGGGGACCCUGCGUCAGUCUCUGAAGAGUCUGUCCGUGGAGUUUGCCGUGCUGUCUGACAAAGCUGCUCAGCAGGGCCGACGGGAGGAGGACGACGUUGUGGAAAAACUGAAUCUUUUCCUGGAUUUGCUGCAAUCAUACAGAGAUCUCUGCGAGCGCCACGAGAAGGGCGUCCUCCACGAGCACCAGAGAGCUCUGCACAAGUACAGCGUGAUGAAGAGGCAGAUGAUGAGCGCCACAGUGCAGCCCAAAGAGCAGGCGUCUGUGGAGCAGCUGGAGUCACGGAUUGUUCAGCAAGAAAACGCCAUUCAGACGAUGGAGCUGCGUAACUACUUCUCCCUGUUCUGCCUCCACCAAGAGACGCAGCUCAUCUUCAUCUACCUUCCCAUCACAUCCCACAUCCUCGGGGCUUUUGUUAACUCCCAGGUCCAAGGACACCGAGAGAUGGGAGAGGUGUGGAACGAACUCCAGCCAAAGCUCGGAUGUCUCUUCGGUGGUAAUAACGGACUGAGACGUCCCAUCUGAAACCCGAAAGACACAGAAGUGGAAGGAGGGGAAAACUGCAGCGGACGAGGAUCACAAACUGGAAAAGAACUUUUAAAAAUUAAGAAUGCACAACCUCUCGUCAUCCCAUUACACAGUAUACAUUUCUCUCAAUAAGAGGAUUGUUAAUGUAAACGGAUUCUCAACUUCUCGACUUAUUUUGGGGGUUUGAUCAUCGACCAUGUAAGUGGAAAACACGCUGGGCUCAUAAAUCUGCCAUUUCAUGCUCCGCUUGAUGAGCAAAUUAUUUCCUUUUUUCCAAACGAAGGAGGGAAAAUCCUCUAACAGUUAUUUUAUUUAAGGGAGCAGUCGGCACGUCGGCCUUGAAGGAUGAUGGUAAACUCAUGCAUUCCCACUCAUUUCCUGAAGCACCUGUUUAUAACUUUUAACUUUUUAAGAGGUUUUAUACACUAAGAUAGCUGAGGAAGAGUAGCGCUGGUCAGACAGUUAGACUUUAUUAAAGGAUGGGAUUAUUUUAAAUCUCCAGUCAUGAAGGUUUUUUUGCUGAAUAACUUUAGACGAAAUGAUUUUUGAUACAGAUUUGUAGUUCAUAAGGACGUGUAGCAUCGUACUUCACAUGUUUAUGGACGCUUGUGCUCCUUCUCUCACUGUUAUAGUAUUUACUUCUUUGCUUUCUCCGCUUAAAUUGUUUGAAGACUGUUUUAUUUUAUAAGCUACUUUGAAAGGCUUACACUCAGAGUACAAAUACUACAAAGGGCAGAGAUUUGAGAUUUAUUGAUUAAAAAAACCCAACAACCUCUGGCACUAGUGUCAAAAAUAACACUAUAAGCUAUUGAUUAACUACCAAAGAUCUAUUAUAUAAAUUCACUAAAAAUACACAGCUGUGCAAUAAGUCACGUAACAAGAUUCCUAAGCAGUUAAAAUGUAAUAAUAAAUAACUUGGCCAAAUCACCUUAUAGAGUAUUUUUUCACAGUUGUAGAUUUAAAUUUGUUUAGUGAUGUGUAUCAGGGCAAAGAGAUGGUAACCCUGAACGGCCAUGAGUAAAACAUUAUUUAAUUUUGUUUCCAUGUUAAUGAUGUACAUUUGAUUUUUUUUUUUCUCACAAUCUUGAUAAAUGAUCUUGUUAUUUCAGGAAAACAACAUUGCAUUGACUUAUCACAGGAAAACUGAGAAAAUAUGUUUGACUCAUUUGUCUCUUUUGGGCUUCCGUACCUAAACUAUGCUGUCAAAAUUCAAACAUUUUCCAUUAUCCUCUCACAACAACUUAAAGUUGUUUAACUUUUAACGUGAUAAUGGCAUAUGAAGGUUUUGUUUUCUGAAAACCCUGAGAAAAUGAUCUCAUUAUCUCAGAGAAACCAGGAAAAAAUUACCAUGUUAUGUAAAAUUGAAGGAAAAAAUAUGUCUGACCCAUGGCUGUUUAAGGCUUCCAUACAAAGAUCUACAAUAUUACUACUUUUUAGAUAUUUGGCAUGAAAACCAUGAUCUAUAUUUGUGACUGUACACAUGUAGUUUAUCAGAGCAUAAUAUAUAAAUGGAUACAUAUAUUAUUAAAGUAAAAAAGGGACACUUUGCCACAGACGGGCUCAUGAAUUUAAAGUUACCUCACAAACACACCAAGCUGACUGACCGGAAAGUAAAGGACGUGUGCACGUAGUUCAACUUUUAUUUUAUAAAGAAACUGAAACAUUUGUGCAUACAGUUUGAACACAUUUGAAAAGAAAAACAGUAUCAGGAAUCAGGUUGACUUGCACAGAAUAUGAACCCAAUAAAAUUAUGACUGUAGAUAUUGUAAAUAUUUUAUCUAAGAAAUCCUUGCUGAAUUGUGUAAAAUCAGUUAUCCUGAAAAAUAAAAACACAGGAUUUUUCUUUCACUGUA